GACCACUUCCCAGACGUAAGUGGUGUUUGAAACUCUUGGGAGAGUCCUUGCAAAUUCACACUACAAGAGAAGCAAGCUCUCAAUUCUACUGUAAAUCACAUACUCAUAUCUGCUUCUGGAACUCUCUUUUGCUGCUAAAUUCUCACCUUUUUUUUCCACUGUAAUUCUAACUUCAAAACCCACCAAAAUACAAUCUCAUUCUCACAGUUUCUACCCCCAAAAAACACAAAAAAAUGGCUGUUUCUCUCUCUAGCACCCCUCCCUUUUUGUGUGCUUCAUUUUCAUCAACUAAACAACUUUCAAAAUCUCCCAAAUUGACCUUUUUUAUUCAAUCUUCUUCCAAAAAUCACCACUUUCUCUCUCUAUCAUCCCUUCUCCCAUUUUCUCUCUCCUCUCCUCUUCUUCCCCAAAACGGCCAUGGUGGGCGUGACUUUAGUUACUGUUUUGCUUCACAAGAAGACUCUUCUAUCAUUAUGGAUGAGGAAACGGAAGACGAGGAAGAUGGGGAAACAGAAGAGACAGGUGCUAAUAAGGUGUGGGAGAGUGUCGAAACUCUUACUAGAUAUUAUAAGGAGGCUGUUUUAGCUGGGGAUUAUCAGACGAUUACUGAAAUAGAGACAGUAUUUUAUAGACUAGAAACCGAAAAGAAUGAUUUGGUUGAGAAGUUAGCAACAAUGAAAGAAGAGAUAACUUCUGGAAAGGAUAGACAUAUCCGUCUCCAAGCCGAUUUUGAUAACUUUAGAAAGAGAUCAGAGAAGGAAAGACUUUCGGUUCGAAGUGAUGCGCAGGGGGAAGUUAUUGAGAGUUUUCUUUCUAUGGUGGACAGUUUUGAGAGAGCAAAGCAACAGAUUAAACCAGAAACAGAUAGGGAGAAACAGAUUGAUACAAGCUAUCAGGGUAUAUACAAGCAGUUUGUAGAGAUCAUGAGGAGCUUGCGAGUAGCUUCCAUCGCAACAGUAGGGAAGCCUUUUGAUCCAUCUCUGCAUGAGGCCAUUGCUAGAGAAGAGUCUGAUGAGUUCAAGGAAGGCAUCAUAAUUCAAGAAUUUAGGCGUGGUUUUCUCCUUGGUGAUCGCCUUCUGAGACCUGCAACGGUGAAAGUUUCUUCUGGUCCUGGUAAAAAGAAAGAGAGUGCAGCUACCCAAACAUCCUCGGAGCAACCUGUUGCAGCUGCUACAGCCGAUGAACAUUGAUACAUAACGCAAUAUCCAUAUGAGGAAAUUUUGCUUUUUUUAGUACCAUAUUAUUUGAUGCAAGCCCACUGAUUUAUUGAUCGAUAAAAAGCUAAUAGGGAGGGCAACCAUUGUUAUGAUGCUUCAGUAGCUUUCUAUAAGCAGAGGUUUACAUGGAGAAAGAUUUGUUGUCUCAUGAAAAGAACCUAAAUGUAAUUUUUCGGAGGGUCAUUUUCCCAUUGCUGGUAUACUUCCAUAGAAAUAUACUGUUCUUUUUACACAAAAA
This is a messenger RNA of Beta vulgaris subsp. vulgaris (sugar beet), 1455 nucleotides long. RefSeq lists its product as uncharacterized. NCBI's taxonomy places the organism in Eukaryota, Viridiplantae, Streptophyta, Magnoliopsida, Caryophyllales, Amaranthaceae. Gene Ontology annotation, molecular function: adenyl-nucleotide exchange factor activity; protein-folding chaperone binding; protein homodimerization activity. The record is from RefSeq and is a predicted model, not a curated record. Gene Ontology annotation, biological process: protein folding. The transcript has 3 exons. Gene Ontology annotation, cellular component: chloroplast. The coding region runs from base 234 to 1190 and encodes 318 amino acids.